GUUCUCUUUCAUUGGUUGAAUAUGAAAUAUAUCUGGAGCUACACAAUUUGUCUUAUGUAACAAGAAAUUACACUAAUGUCUCUACUCUUACCACCACCACAUUAACAAAUAAUCAGUCAUUGCCUUGGGGCAAGUCUACUCCUACCACCACAUCUUCUACUUCCACCACCAUGCUCUAUUGUUAG
This is a messenger RNA of Entrophospora candida, 185 nucleotides long. The record is from the annotation of a GenBank genome assembly. NCBI's taxonomy places the organism in Eukaryota, Fungi, Glomeromycota, Glomeromycetes, Entrophosporales, Entrophosporaceae.